AACCAGAACAACCUGUCCAACACUGUUGUAUUCAACCUCAAGACGACAUCAUGUACAAGCGCAUACCGUUGCAAAUUGCCUUUGUGGCCUUCCCCAACCCUGACACUGCAGCGUUUACAGCUGGAGAUUUAGCCCUGACACUGUUGGAACGAGACAUUUCCUGUUCGAACAUUCUCAUCAUCACCAAGAACACAAACUCCCAGGUUGACAUUUCGGAAUUUGGAAAAAAUGGUCCACUCAAGGGUUUGAUUGCCGGAAGCUACGGAGGCACCAUUGUGGGGGCUUCUAUUGGCGGCAUUGCACUGUCGCUUCUGGGACCCUUUGGUAUUGCCAUUGGGGGUGGCUUGGGGGCGCUUGCCGGUGCCACGGUGGGGGCUGUGGGCGGCACCAUUGGUGGUACGGCCAAGGCACUCAUGGCCAGGAGUGUGGACAAGAAACGGAUUCAAUCCUUUGCUUCCUGUCUGGAACCAGAAUCGUCCGCUCUUGUGGCAAUCUUUGGAGAAGUGUGAUUAAGCAUUCAGAAUUGCACGA
Seminavis robusta is the source of this 531-nucleotide messenger RNA. The record is from the annotation of a GenBank genome assembly. NCBI's taxonomy places the organism in Eukaryota, Bacillariophyta, Bacillariophyceae, Naviculales, Naviculaceae.